Messenger RNA from Mesorhabditis belari, 486 nucleotides. Lineage: Eukaryota; Metazoa; Nematoda; Chromadorea; Rhabditida; Rhabditidae. The record is from the annotation of a GenBank genome assembly.
AUGCUAGCUAGAUUCGGUGUUUUCCUCCUAUUCUCUACGGCUACGGCAUCCGUAUGGACGUUUCAAGUCGACGUCACUCCAACAUGCGCAAACGGGGCUUAUCCGCCAAAUCCACCCUACAUCGUCCUCGGCAAGUCCAAUUGGUGGCACGAUAAGGCUCUAGAUACGGUUUAUUGCCGCACGAGCUGCACUCUGAAGACUCAGGAAAUCGGUUCGGAUGAUAAACUCUAUCUUAAAGUCGAUGCCCAGUGUGGAGAGUCGGCAGAGCACUGGCAUUGCUAUUACUUUAAUGCUUUGCCUGCAACUACGAAUUACUACAACAAAGAUGGUGAGACGAAGACGACAAAGAAAAAAGCCGGCAAGUGGGACUCAGACGGAAGCAGCGAUGAAGAUGACGAUAUGUUUACCGAUGACGAUGAAACGAACGCUUUCAAAGAGAGUGAUGAGGAGAUGAGUUCAAAGAAGACGAGGAGACGAGUUCAAAGA